This is a messenger RNA of Auxenochlorella protothecoides, 2193 nucleotides long. RefSeq lists its product as hypothetical. Lineage: Eukaryota; Viridiplantae; Chlorophyta; Trebouxiophyceae; Chlorellales; Chlorellaceae. The record is from RefSeq and is a predicted model, not a curated record. The transcript is spliced from 6 exons. Bases 1 to 2193 code for a protein of 730 amino acids.
AUGGGGGUUUUUGACGGCCUGUUCAAGGGCUCCCGGCCCGGCGCAGGCACGCCCAGGCGGGGGACCCAGAUGACCCGCCAGCCCUCCAGCCCCGGCGCGCCAGACGCCCGCCCGCAGCGCACCCCCGAGCAGACGCUCAUCGACGCCGCGGCCUGGUCCCUGCCGGACUGGACGGGGCGAGGCGCGCAGCGUGCGCAGCGUGCCGAGCAGGAGGCCAUGGACGCGGCCCUGGCCCUGGAGCUGGCAAGGUCGGAGAGCCUCCACAGAUCGGCACGGGGGUUGGUCCCUCCAGCCUCCAGCGGCGGCCCGCCCACGCCAGCGCCCGUCGCAGCGACAGAGGCACCGGCGCUGCAUGGCGUGGCAAGCGAUCAGGAUGAGGGGCUGGCCAUGGCACUGGCCGAAUCGGUCAAGCUCGCGGAGGCGCGGUCUGCCGAGGCCGAUGACACGGCACGCAGCUUCCAGAACGCCGUGGCCAUGGCCAUGGCCGCCUCCCUUUCUUCGGCCACCUACGACGACCUCCUGCGCGACGUCUCCUGCUGGGUGCGCGACCUGCGCGGGUCGUGCGGGGACGUGGAGGCCGCGCUGCGGGAGGUGGCGGCCUCCCGCGCCGAAGUCGACGGCCAGCUGGCUGCCCUGGGGGGCGCUGGGGACGAGGAGGCCCUGCCCCGCGCGCUGUGGCUCUCGGAGCAGUACGCGGCGGUGGAGGGGCGGCUGGCGGAGCUGCAGCACAGGGUGGCACCCAUCCAGGAGGCCGUGGCGGGGCUGGCCACCCUGCACGUGUACAUCCAGGAGGCGCAGCCGGCGGCGAGUGAGGCGGAGCUCCAGCGGGACUACAUCAUCGCGCACCUGUUUGAGGCGCUGAGUCAGCAGGGCCUGGACGCCAACCACCCACUUGGGGCCUGGGGCAACGGGGAGCGAGAUGGCAGCCAGGCAGGUGACCUGAGGGACAUUGUACAGCAGCUCAUCGAGGACUGCCGCAGGAUGCCGCCGCUCCCACGCUUUGUCAUGGCCGAGGAGGAGGAGGAGGCAGGGACGAGCCAGGCUCUGAGGGAGCAGCGAAUCGAGUCCAACGAGGACAGCAACGACGCAGGCUCCAUCGAGGCCAUGCCCAGCGCUCCCGUCCUGCUCGAGGAGGAAGGCCCCUCGCACCGCCCUGCCGUCCCCUCUCUGAACCUCCCGCCCUCGAGGGAAGAGGAGGAGCUGCCGGCAGCAGUGCCGGAGCCUGCUACCGUGGCAGCCCCUGUCUCUGCUCCCGCCAGCGACCCAGAUGCUGGGCUGCCCAGCGAUCUGGCACUGCACGCUGCGCCAGCCAGCGAGCCUGCACCAGUUCUUGCGCCCGACGUCAGCGGGGCAUACCCGACCGUCCGGCACGGCGGCCGGGCGGCGGUCGCUGCACCCCGGGAGACGCGCGGCCUGGCUGGAGACAGCGUGAAGGAGGACGAGUACGGCGACGUGAGUGCGCGCGUCGGUGGCGAGUCUGGAGUCUCACCGGACGAGGGCCCCGCCGACCUCCCAUUGCCGAUGCUGGAGACCCUGGCCCGGCGCAUCGCGGACGCGCGACCGGCCUCGCUGGCGGAGGUCUGCGCCCUGGUAGCCGACGUCGAGCUCGCCGCCGGCGUGCCCGCGGCGGCGCUGGGCCGCGCGGGGUCGGCCGCCGCGCAGGGCGGCGCGCUGAGCUGGCCGCGCGAGCGCUGGUCGGCGGCGGCGGCCGCGGCGCGGCUGGCGGCGGAGCUGGCCGCUUCCGCGGCUGCGCUGGCCGCCUGGAGCCUACCCGCCUCGCCCGACCUGGCGGCCGAGGGCCGCCGCCUGACUGCCGCCGUGGAGGACGCCGCGGCGCUGGCUGGGCGCUGCGCCUACGCUCACGACGCGCUGCGUCAGCGCCUGGCGCGCGCGGGCCUGCCCUGGGACGCCGCCGCGCUGGAGGGGGUGCGCUGGGCCGCGCAGGCGGCGGCGCGCGCGCUGGCGGCCGCCGCGGUUGACGCGGAGCGUGCGGUGCAGCGCCGCGCGUCCUGCACCGCGGCGCAGGCGCUGGAGCCGCUGGUGGAGGGCGUGGAGGCCGUCUUCCGCGUGCACCAGUUCGCCGGCGGCCUGAACCGCGCGGCCACGGAGGCCGCCACGGAGCUCAUGCGCCGCACCGUGCACUGCGCUCGCAUGGCGGACCCCCUCUGGCUCCGCGACGCCAAGUUUGCGUAG